Messenger RNA from Hirsutella rhossiliensis, 1512 nucleotides. RefSeq names its product myb-like DNA-binding domain-containing protein. The coding region runs from base 1 to 1512 and encodes 503 amino acids. The transcript is spliced from 3 exons. NCBI's taxonomy places the organism in Eukaryota, Fungi, Ascomycota, Sordariomycetes, Hypocreales, Ophiocordycipitaceae. The record is from RefSeq and is a predicted model, not a curated record.
AUGGCCACCAUCGAGCCUCGUCUCAUCCAUCUGCUCAAUGAGUCGACAACGCCCCAGGUCCAGCACGCCGAUCUCCCGCCCCUCUAUGCUCUGCCGCUGCCCAUGUCCUCGGAACGCGCGCUCCCCCCCCUCGAGCCCGACGCAAGCCACCGCAACGACCGCUACGGAGUCGACGGGGUCACCUUUGCCGCCAGCGCCUUUGCCUUCUCCCUCCCCGGCGAUGACCCUUCCGCCGCCCAUCGCAAGGAUGAGGCACGAUGGGAAGCAAGGUACCCUACUGGCCCUUCCGCCUACCCUGUGCGACUGCUGCUGGGCGAAUCGGAUGCAGCAGAGCACUCGUCUCACGCCCACACCCACGCCAAGAUCCUCAAUGAGCUGCCCGACGCGCCCGACGAAGCCUACAACAAGAAGCGAGCUCGCAACCUUCACGCCAAAGACGACUUUGUCCAGCUGCCCCAGCCGAUGAAGAAGCAAAAGGCCGCCCAGCAGACGCUGGCCAUGCCGCCCAUCAUCAACGGCCUGCACGAACCCCCUCCGCAUGCCGCCCUCUUCCCACCCAUUGCCUCGUCCAAUUCCUUCAGCCAGCACGACACGAGCCAGAUGAAGCUGCUACCGGACUUUGGCCGCGGAGCCGAAGACAAGAGUAACACCUCGACCUCGUCGGAUGCCGACAAAAUAGUCUACAGGGGAAGGAAGCGCGCCACGAAGCCGCGGAGGAAGUGGUCCGAGGAAGAGACGAAGCAUCUCCUGUUGGGCGUCAACCGCCAUGGUGUUGGCAAAUGGACCACCAUCUUGGAGGAUCCCGACUUUACCUUCAACGACCGCACCGCCGGAGAUCUCAAGGACCGAUUCAGGACCUGUUGCCCCGUGGAGCUUCGCGGACCGGGCGGGGCCGGGCAACCCGACUCGCCACCGCCGCCGCCGCCUCCUAAGCCGCGGGAACCGAGCCAAAAGGCAAAGAAGGGCAUCCACUCGGAGAAUAUCCUCAUUGAAGAAGACGAGUCGCCGAAGGAGACAUUGCCGAAGGAGAAUGCCAAGAUGGAGGACCUGGCCGUGUUGGGCAUCCAUGGGCCGUUCAAGAAGUCCCUACGACGCGAAAGACGCCCGUUCACGAACCUGGAUGACCGUGAGAUCCUGGAUGGCCUCGACAUCUAUGGCCCUGCCUGGACCAAAAUCCAACGCGACCCCCGCUUCCACCUGUCCACCAGGCAGCCAACCGACUUGAGAGAUCGGGUGCGCAACAAGUACCCGGGCGUAUACCAGCGCAUUGAAAAGGGCACGUUCCAGGCCAAAGAUGAGGCCUGGGGCAACAAUACACUCGAACCUUCAAUCGUCAUGUCGAUAGACGAUUCGCUCAAGCGACCCAGGCCCGCUACGGGUGGCACUGAGCUGCCCGUUUGGUCCCUACACACGAUAGACUCGUCGAGCUACGUUCAUGCGCCACAGAGCUUCGAAUUCGGCGAGGCAAGCGCGCCACAUGUCAUGGGAGGCACAUCCGAGGCAUGGGGCUGA